AUGGCAAUCCUUGUCAUUCAAGGGGCCAUGGAUGUAACAAAAAUGCUUGUGCAGUAUAGAUACCAUAUCGCCAUAGCAAUAGCAUUUUCGCUGUCCUUUUCCUUGAUGUUAUAUGCAGCACCACGAAUCAUGACCAUUCUGGCGUAUUUUUGGCCUUUGUUUGCUUCCACUACAGUCUUCUUGGUUGCAAUAAUAGCUUUUGGAGGGUUUUCUAAAUUCUCAACUGAAGAUCAUGGACAUGGUGAAAAAGCUGGUAAAGGACUCUUGGAUUAUGUAACAGACGUGCCAGAACUUACGGAGGAGGCUCGAAACUUCUAA
Messenger RNA from Sphenostylis stenocarpa, 318 nucleotides. NCBI's taxonomy places the organism in Eukaryota, Viridiplantae, Streptophyta, Magnoliopsida, Fabales, Fabaceae. The record is from the annotation of a GenBank genome assembly.